ACCGUUCUUCCUACAUCUGGGCACAUAUCUGUAGUGUGUCAAAUACAGGUUUUAUCUGCAUUCGGUGGAUUCUAGGGUAUUUCGGUUUAUUUGUCCCCAGAUUUAUUUUUCUAUAAAUUGGUUCAAUUUUAUCCAUUCUAACACAAGCAUCACCUAACCAAAUUUGAUUUUAUCACACGAAUCGAAUAGAGAUGAAUGGUGUUUUUCAUGAUGUUUCCGAGCUUCGUUCUGGAAAGGAGCAGUGGAGGAUUAUGGUGAAGGUCAUUCGUAUUUGGUAUAGUAAAGGAUUUGCCUCAUCGAAGCUUCCCCUCUCCCUUGAGUGUGUUUUGAUUGAUGACAAGGGUAACAAGAUCCAUGCGAAUAUCAAAAAGACUUUGAUGUACAAGUUCGAAAAGUUAUUAGUUGAGGGUAAUGUCUACAGUCUGUCUGGGUUUGUUCUGGUUGAUAAUACUGGGGACUACAAGACCACUAGACACAACUAUAAGAUAUGCUUCAUGUUCAAAACUGAAGUGCGCCCUAUGAACCAGUUUACCAUGGAUGUGUUUCCGUACACAUUUGUAUCAUUUCCCCAGAUUUUGUCACCCGAUUAUGAUGGAAAUUAUUUAGUAGAUGUGAUCGGUAUCUUAACUGGAGUUGGGGUUGAGAGGGAAAUUGUUACCAAUGGGAAGAAAUCUAAGAUGAAUGUAGUUGAGAUUGAUUCCGAAGGGAUGAGGAUUGAAUGUGCCCUGUUCGGAGUCUAUGUUGAUGAGCUUACAAAUUUCCUUGGUGGUGGUGAACUGAAUUACCCUGUAGUUAUCAUUCAGUUUGCGAAGGUGAAAUCAUUUCAGGGGAAUAAUAGUUUUCAAAAUGUGCAUGGUGCUACAAAGAUAUUGUUUGAUCCUGUGUUUCCCGCAUCUGAAGAGUUGAAGAGAAGGUCUCUUAGUCAGUUGACUGAUUCUAAAACUGUGUCUGGUGAGGAUGAUUUUUUGGUGCUGACUGCUAGGAAGACGAUUGCCGCUUUGAAGGAUUUGAAAAAGGAUUGUGUUUGUAUUUUGUAUGCCACCAUUUGCCCUGUAGAAGAAGAUGUUGAGUGGUGGUAUACCGCAUGUAGGUGCAACCGGAAGGUUUAUGCUGAUGAAAAAAUGUACUUCUGCGAGGGUUGUAAUCGUCAUGUGCUUGCUGUAUAUCCUAGGUAUCGGUUGCAGUUAAGGGUGGAAGACGAUUCUGGUUGUUGCAAUUUGGUUCUAUUUGACAAGGAGGCUUCCUAUUUGGUUGGGAAAUCAUGCACUGAAGUUGUUGAAUCCUUUGAGAAGGGUGAAGGCCCUAAUGAGGUUCCUGAUGAAUUUGCAAGAUUCAUUGGCACUGAUGCCCUGUUCAAGAUAGAGGUUAAGAAUUAUCACGGCCAAAGGUUUGAGCGUUCCCGUUUUGAAUCAUCCUACCGUGUUAAGCGUGUGUGUACCGAUGAAGCCAUUAUACAAAAGUUCCAAUCUUUGCAGUUAGAACAAACUGUUGGCGCUUCUUCCAGUCGCAUGCCUGUUACACCGCAGUCUAUUAUGAAGCAUGAAGAUGUAGCCAAGGAUCUGAUGGAUGAAUUUGUGGUUGCAUCUGGUGACAAGUCUCCUGAAACUCCUUUAUGUGUCACAUCUCCCACUAUUGAUCUGGCUGGAGAUACUCAGGACAUUAUUAAUUCCAAGAGAAGUUCUUCAGCAGAUGAGGAAGAGGUCCCGAAUGUGAUUGCAAGUAAGAAGAAGGGUCAGCCUAAGAUGAAGAAGGACAAGAAGUGAUAGAUCAUUUUAAUAUAAAGGAGUGGCAGUGUUUUGUUAGUCUACGUCUUCAAUUGUGUAGUUGUGAAGAAGCAGCCCGGUGUUGCAGUUUGUGGUAUUGUACUUCAUUAUGUGUUAUUUUGAACUAAGUUGCUGUAAACAAUGGCCAUAGGGUGGUAGAUCGUUUGGGUUAUUGCUUGGUCUAUGUUUCUAAAUAAGAUGCUGAGUAGCAUACUCCUUGAGUUGCUCUGGUUUGUGUUUAGUUAAGCUAGAUAAUGAACGUUGUGUUUAAUUAGCACUUUUCUGUUGCUAUAUAUGAUCAUUGCAAUAUGUUGUAUUAUGUCUUAUGUAAUGACACUCUCAAUAUAUAUAUUGAAGUUCUAAUAUUGGUGUA
Molecule: messenger RNA, 2136 nt
Organism: Lotus japonicus
Lineage: Eukaryota; Viridiplantae; Streptophyta; Magnoliopsida; Fabales; Fabaceae
Product: replication protein A 70 kDa DNA-binding subunit E-like
Exons: 10
Coding region: 192-1763 (523 amino acids)
Biological process (GO): DNA recombination; DNA replication; DNA repair
Cellular component (GO): nucleus
Molecular function (GO): DNA binding
Source: RefSeq, a predicted model, not a curated record